GCGUACCGGUUGGAAAGCAAGUGCUUUGUCCGUCCCCAAGAGCUUCAACACUGGCCCAAACAUAUAUAUAUAUAUACAAUAUAUAUGAGCCCCGCCCAUUCAGGACGCCUGCCAGCCUGUCCUCCGGUCUGCUUCACUUGCCAACGUGCUCUUGACAAGGUGCUUCAAGCAUCACACCGCAACUGACAAUGCUCGACGUCGCGGCGCUCGUGCAGCAGAUGCGCGACACCCUCUCGGAGAUCCAUGACACCAUAACGUCGCUCGACACCAAGGGCCAUGACGAGAAGCUGGACGAGCUCGAAUCGCAGCGGGACGAGAUCUUUCGCCAGCUGCAGUCAGCAUUCGAAAAGGAGUCUGCCGAGCUGGAGCAGCGCCGGCAGGCUGAGCGCCACGAGAUCGCCGAGAAGCGGCGGAGGGAGGACGAGGAAAUAGCGGCGCGCCGCAGGAGGGAAGACGAGGAAACGGCCUCAAGAGAUGACGAUCACGAUGCCGAGAGGCAGCACAAGCUGGAGAGUGAGAAGGAGAGCGUUGAGCAGGAGACGGACGAGAAGAUGGACGAUGUCGAGGAAGAAGCAAGGCGCAUGCUAGACGAGGGCCACAGCAAACUGAAGGACCUGGAAGAGAGGCGAAGAGAAAUCAACCGCAUGAUCGACGAACAAAUGAAGGCACCCCUGCCACCUCCACCAUCCCGGAGAGCCAGGCGCAGCGCCAGGGCCUCAUCGGGGAGAGUGCCUAAUCAGCCGGACUCGGAUCGGCAACAUGAGCCCGCUGCGCGCCUCGAGGCCGAGGGAAGGAGAGAUGACGAGCUCACCCAAGCCGAGCAGAAACCGGCUGAGCCCCGGCCGGAACCAAGUAGCCCGGAGCAGGCAUCGCCUGAAACGGACUCACCCUCCCAAGACCAGCCGCAAAGGCAGGCCGCAGGAUCUGUAAGCCUGCAAAAGGACCUUGGCAACAAGCCAGCUAGCCACGACGACCACAGUCAGCUUCACACGACCGGCAAAGUGGACACAGAAGUAGCCAAAUCCUUGGCAGAAGACAACGCGCCAGCCGCUCAUCAGGUGAGCGACGAGGACCAACAUGGCUCUGGCCAGACCCCAGGUCAAGCGGCAUCGGCCAGCGCCCCGAGUGACGCGGGAGACUCUGCCCAGAAGAGCCCAGACGACGAGGAAGUUGUGGGUGCGAGCUCUGACGUCAAAGAACAAGAGCUCAACUGUGACCACGGGCAACAACCUUCCCGCAGUCUCAAUGGAGCCGAUUCGACAGACACGCCGUCUCAAAACCCCAACCAGGCUCUGGAAGCGGAGAACAAGAGCAUAGACAUCAGCCCCGACACUGCUAAACAAGCCACGGAACAAUCAGCUGCGGGAGACCCACAGGGAGCUCCUCCGAGCCACGAGAAGCCUGCAUCUUCCGAUCCAUUGGCCCCAAAUGAAGUUGACACCAACAAGACUCCGGCUGCCGAGGACAAGUCAGGGCAGAACCCCUCUCAGCCCGCAGCUGAUGGCCCAGAAACUUCAGAUGUCCCAUCGGAGAAUGACGGACGAGAAAGUCCCGACCAUGACAGCCUUUUUCAUGGGGUUGCCAAAGGGGGUGCUGCGGAGGAAUAUGUCAGGAUGGCAGAGAAUGAGUCCGUGCCGGAGCCACAGAUCGGAGGCAAUACGUCUGCUGCGCCAGACCAAGAUCCAUGCAGUGGAAACGGCCAGCAGCAUGAAGAACAUCGAGAUCCCGGCCGCGGCUUCGAGGGGCCCGAGCCAACCCAAGCAGAUAUCUCAACGACCGAAGAAGCCACCCCCGAAUACACCGGGCUGGCAAAGGACGACCAGCAGCCGUCAUCUGCGACCCCUCCCGCUGAUUCCGCCGAGCCAAAGGGAGAAUCGCCCGUCGAGGGCGAGCAGAGCAGCGACCAUUUACAAAGCAGACACAGCGAGAGUGUUGAUCAGCAGGAACCAAACCAAGAGCCAACACUGGACCGACAACAGCAUCGGCCAAGUGAGCACUCAGGACUCGACCAUUCACGAGAACCAGACAGUUCUUUCACUGGGCACGCGCAUCCGCCUGCACCCUCCCCGAAUAGUCCAGAUGCAGAUUCUCCAUACGGCGAACAAAUACAAGAGCCAGGACAUGGGGGCCAGCCCCAGAGUGGUAAUAAAUCGCCAUCGUCAGGGUUUCAACAACGGGAUCUCGAACCGACCUAUCAUGAAGACACUGAGCUCGGAACAUCCAACUCGGCCGAGACAUCGUUGUCAGAGGAGGACCAUAGUGGCUCGAAAACAGCAGAAGGUCAACGAGAACCUCACGGUGACGAGCAAUGCGGAGGUGCUCCGCGGGCCAUGGAUGGCGAACGAGAGCACCCCGAACAUGAUGCGGGGUCUCAACUUGAAUCGGAUCCUGCCGGUCAACAAGGUCUAAGCAGCUCAAAUCUGAGUGUGCCCGCCACACCUAGCCAUGACGCCCAGGUUGAAAAGAACCCAGGCGGAAGUGGAGAACAGGAAGGCCAUGGUGGUCAGGAAUCGCCCCAGGAAAGGACGCAGUCUCAAAACCCCAAGGAGGAACAUGCUGGCGGGGACACUGAGGAGCAAUUAACACAAGAAAGCUCGCAUGAUACCCCAAACGUAGUGGAACCCAACGAAUUGGACGCUCCGCCCCACGAACUAGCUAGCGAGCACGAAACCGGCGGCAAACGAAGUGAUUCAGGCUACGAGACCGGAAUGGUCAGCAGUCGAAGUUUGGAAGACCCCUCUGCUACGUUACGUGAAGGCCAACCCGCGCAGGGAGCAGAGCACUCCUUUGCCAUCGCAUCUGCCACCGCAUCUCCGGAAGGGGAGCAAGAAAAGACGAGGGACUCGCGUCCACCAGAGCAGAUUCUCGAGGGCUCGGGAAAAGACGCGUCUCCUCCCAGACUGGGAGGAGAACACGACUCAGGCAGCCAUCUGGUAGAAGAGACUUUCGAUCGCUCAGGUAGUGGGCCUAUACCUGGCCCUGUGACACACGGGAAAGACCAAGCCGGGAAUCAGGGCGAGGAGCUCGCUGGUGGAGAUGUCAGCUCGCAUGGCAUAAGCCAUCAGCAGCCAGUUGACAAUGAUGCCGUCGGAUCCACAGCAGAUGAGAGCCGACGAAGCCUGGAUAUCUACGACUCCCGCAAGAGUCCAUCUGAAUAUGGUGAGGGCUUGUUGCCACACGAGUCGUCACAACAGGCCGAUGACGACCAUGUGCAAUCCGAGUCUCAACCCAUUUCUCAUGAACCAGAUAGCACCAGGUCAGCGGACUCGGAAAGCCAAGGCACGGAAGAGCAGUUGCGGCAGGGGGGCUCUCAGAGCGCAGCCGGUACCGUCGGCCAUGAGGCUUCUGGUCACACUGAGGGUAGUAUGGAGCCUUCUGACACCACUGCACCUCAAGAUCAGGGAUCCGCGCCCAGCACUGGCCAAGCUGAGAAAUCGUACCCUGAUGAUGACGUCAAAACCACAGCGGUCCACGGCGCGGAUGAGCUUCCACAAGAAACACCAGUGCGGGGCGACGAUGCCGUUAUUCCUGCGCCUCAGGAGCCGGUCUCUGACCAAAGCGUUUCUUACUCUUCAGAUGCUCGCGACUCAAGUCAAGAUCAAUUCGGAUCCUGGAAUAGCCGAGCCUUCAGCCGACCGGCCCACGAUCACGAGUUCAGCUUCAAAAAAAGAGCAGAUUCAGUUCAAGUCGGCAGGUCCCAAGGGCUCGCAGAUAGGGGUGCCGACUUGCCUUCUAUUAACACAGAUGGUCCCAACGAGGACGCCGACGAAGGUCUGUUUGCUGUGCCUCCUACGCCGCGACAUGAGGUGGAGCCUGAGAGAUCUAGUCGGGCCAGCAGCCGAGAUGGCUCAGCUAGAGAUGACACUUUGCCCUCUCGGGCGGCGGAGGGACUACAAGAUCCGUCUUCUGAGGGCAACGACCGAGCAUCUCUCCCAGAAACUGCUGCAAGCGAAAAUGACAUGGAUCAUAAUGAUCCAUCACAUAGCGGGGGUGACGGGCCUGUGGAUGUCAUCGAAACGCCCGACGGUCCCGAGGAGAAAUCGACUGUGCCUUGUGACGAUGCAGGGCGUUUAUUAAACCGCGGGGAGGUGGGACAUGGGCGAGCCGAAGGAUCAUUAGCCACCACGGCUGGAGAAGUGGCCCAUGAAGCUUCAGCUGGAAACGAUGACAGCCAGCAAGGCCAGCACCAUGGUGGUGUCUCCCUUCAGGCUUUCGAAAACCAAUCGGAAUCCAAUGAUAGGCAAGUAGACGGCUCGCGACAACCUGAAACAACCCCAAGGGAACAACAGCACAGUGAUGUGAUGAACAAGACAGAGGCCAUCGAAGACAGUGGAGAGACCCGGCAGAACCAAGCUCGUGACAACAGUGAUGAUUCUGACGCACAGCCGAAUUCGUCAACGAAGAAGCAUGACCUCAAGCAGGGUGGCUCGGGCUUCGGCCACCAGGGAGAGCCCGCCCAGCAGUCUUUGGACGAUGCUAGCAGGCGUGACGCAGCCACGGAGGACUUGAAUCCUCGGGACACGACCAAUGUGCCGGACUCGGAGCAAAUUCGACAAGACAGCGGCGAGACUGACAACAGAAGCCUCGAUGGCAAUGAUCAAGUCCAGAAUGGCGAAGCUUCCGAAUCUCGAACGCCCGAGUACCAGCCUCUAGAUGUCUCACCAGAGGCCGUAGAGUCCGCCAGUGACCAAGAAGUCGACAAGAAGAUUGCUGGUCCGCCACGUUUGGAUCAAGGCGGUACAUGGGAGCCCCAGUCUGGCUCUGGAUCGAAAGCGGGACAAGUCGAACAGGACCACGCUAAUAACGGCAACGCAGCCCGCCAGCCAUUAUCACCUGGCCACCCGAGUCGGCAAUCGAACUACGACGGCGAGGGAUAUGGCGUGACACCGUCCAGCGAAUACAGCAAUGAUCCACUUGCAGAGUCAACGGCUCAGGAGCAAAUAGAGCCGCACUCUGCCAACCCUUCCACCGCCGCCCGCCAAUUUGAUACACCCAGUAACGACUCGCCAGACUCGGCCCAUGUGACUCGAAAUGAUGAGUCCUUGGAUAGUGGCUCGGAGACCUUCGAGACGCCACUCGAAUCCGCUGACUUUCACAAGCCCCAAGAAAGCAGUCGGUCUGUAACGUCGGGUAAUUUCACGCGGGCACUUGACCAUCUGCCCGAUGAAAGAUGACUAUGGUGAAGCUGUUGUCUAUCAGAACUCGGACGGGUCCGCUGAGAUCUCGCCAAGCGGGGAGAAGACAGUAUAUUCGACAAGGGGCGACGAGAACAACACAGCGCUUGGUGGCCAUCGCUCCUCGCUCAGUCUGGGCAGCGUGGGCCACCGCUCGCAGGGUAGCAUCAGCAGCAUGCGCGACAUGACCCCCGUGCGCCCCACGUUCGGUUCUUAUAUUGGAGGACCGAACGUUGUUCGUGCGGAUUGGGCAGCGGAGCACGAAGACCAGUUGCGCACACCCUCUUCAUUGAAUCCAACACCACAGCUGGGCCCAUCCACGACGCACGAUACUCCUGAGAUCAGUCCAUUCGCACUGCGCAAUACGCCAAUGCCAAGCCACGGCAGUGACCAGAGGGGAUUGAAUUCGAGCAUGUGGAACCCGGACAGGCCGCAGACGCCGGCUUCAGCAGCGGCGCAGAGCAAUAAUCCCUUCACGACGCCCCAGCGGCAGCCCGAGCCUGAAUUUGAUUCCUCUCUCUUCGUGCCACGUGACGUUACACACGGUCGCCAGGACUCUGUUCCGGCGUCAUUGCACAGCCAGACCACGCUCGACUCCUCAUGGUCGUCGCCGGUGCACUCGUCUCUACCCGUGGACAGGCAUGAGCCCGUGAUCCGUGAUAGCUGGCCGGCUCCGGCCCCUGGCUACCAGCAGUACCUUUCGAGCUGGUCAUCUCGACCACGCGGAGACACCACGAGCACUGCUGCCGAGUAUGAUCCCUUCAAGCCCGACAACGACCGUGCGCCUGGCGGCCAAGCUGCGAAGCAUCCCUCAAGCUACAAUCCGUUCCUUGAACGGGGGCGUGCCGAAUCUUCAGCCAGCACUGCUCCCAGCAAUCCGAGUGCAAGCAAUAGCCCUAGUCGCGGGAGUGCUUUGUUCGCCAAAAUGAGGAACAUUUUCGAAGGCCAGGGCCAGAAUGGCGCCAGCGACAUUCCUGCUAGUCCAGGCAAGACGCGACCUGUGUCAGGAGUAUUCCAUCCCGUGGCAUCUGUUCAGAGGAGGUCCCAAGACAGUGCCCCUGGGCACCGCGACGACGAGCGCGGUGGGUUCCUCAAUGAGGCAGAUCAUGAGAUUGAUGAGCGUAGUGCGUUCCUGAGGAGUGACGGGCAACCAUCGGGCCACUGAACACGCUCGGACCGAGGUGAAGAGACUAAGCAACGGUCAUGGCCUGUGGCAAGACCCAGGCUGAGGAAGGUUGUACAGACGAUCGACUUGCGGGCAGAGACGGCAGAUGACGUACACUCUGACAGGAUGGUCAAUGUGGCCGAGGGCAGGGUAAGCUCUGCGUACACGAUUAACCCGCAAGUAGAAUCGGACUCGGAGUUCCGUCUCGCUUGGCUGUGGGUGGAAGGUUGGAGGGCUCAGCUGCGCAAAGGCGGCGACACGGUCGAGAGGGCGAGGUGGGAAUGGAAGAUGGAUGAACUGCUGGGAAAUAGUCGGAACAAUAAGGCAAGGAAUAGUAUCCCGGACAUUGUGGCGAGACUACCGGGGGCCCUGAGAAAGAGUAGUAAUUGCAACCGAAGGAGGCGCCACGGCACAAGGAAGAGCGUGCACUGGCCGGACGAGGACCGCGGCCUGUUAAGCAUAGAUGAGCGUGCAUCUUGACUGGCUGUUUUCC
Diaporthe batatas is the source of this 6832-nucleotide messenger RNA. RefSeq lists its product as uncharacterized. Lineage: Eukaryota; Fungi; Ascomycota; Sordariomycetes; Diaporthales; Diaporthaceae. The coding region runs from base 189 to 5174 and encodes 1661 amino acids. The record is from RefSeq and is a predicted model, not a curated record. The transcript is spliced from 3 exons.